Messenger RNA from Diorhabda carinulata, 1766 nucleotides. RefSeq names its product INO80 complex subunit D. The transcript is spliced from 6 exons. The coding region runs from base 443 to 1540 and encodes 365 amino acids. The record is from RefSeq and is a predicted model, not a curated record. Gene Ontology annotation, cellular component: nucleus. NCBI's taxonomy places the organism in Eukaryota, Metazoa, Arthropoda, Insecta, Coleoptera, Chrysomelidae.
AAUUCAUAUUUUGAAUAAACUUCUAUUUGCGAAAAAGAAGAUUUAGCUGUAAUAGUAGUCGGUUCGAUAAAAUGUCAAACAAAUAAAAAAGAAGAAGAAUUGUACAAUUCUAAAUACCUUAUGAAAUUAUUUAUUUUCCAAUUAUUCAUUAUUGUUAAUUAAUCCGAUUCGUAAUUUUACAUAAUCUACAAUUAGAAGCACCCAAAAGUAUUGAUGUUAUAAAAUUAUAAUUAGUAACGAGGUGUAGUUUUAAAAAAUGCUAAAUGUAAGAUGAUAAAAUUGAAGUAUCAUCAAAAGUGGAGACACAGAUAUGAAUUUUGAUUAUAGUCGGUAAUAUAUUAGAAUGUAAUUGAAUUAUUUUAAUGUAAAAGUGUCGCUCAUAGGAAUCUAAUUGAAAUUAGGGUUAAAUAAAGAACAAAAACGUACUGAGUUAGUUGUUAAGAUGAACAUAGAAAACGAUAUACAUAAUCAUUAUCAACAACAUUGGUUUAGUGCCGGACUUGAGAAAUUCAAAUUGGAAGAUAGAUCUCGAGAAGAGAAAAUAGAAAUAACAAGACACGAAUUCCGGAGGUAUAUACAACAAUUGACGAGAAGCGAUGUAGGGAAACCGAAUUUACCAUUAAAUUUACCAGAAAAGUUGAUAAACCACGUGAAUCCUAUACUGAGAAACGGGUAUCGUACAGGUUGCAGUCGACUAGUGGCUCCUAGAAUGUGCGAAAUUGAUAAAUGUUGGAAACCUGCGUUACCAUGCGCUCGGCAUUGUAUAUUACAUAUAAUGUUGAAUCCGGAACAAUCUUUAUUUGAACAUUGUACUGCAAAGUUUUCUGAUAAUAGACAGUGUUCAACACCGGUACUCGAUAUAUUACAUGAACUACCGUUAUGUACUGAACAUGCCAGAAAAAGGGAUAAUUACAAAUUAUUCCAAGAAGGGAAACCGAAAAAAUUGAAAAGAAAAGUGAAAUUAUCGGCGAUGAUUAGACCACAAAAAAGAAAUAAAAAACGGAAAAGAUCUAGCGCGAAAUCCGAAGAUCUCAACAUAUCUAGUAACACAUUGAUAGAAACAUCUGCCAAAACGUCCAAUUCAGAUCCUGACGAUUUAACGGAAGCGGACUCUUCGACUUUGGAAGUCGAAGAUAUACAAAUGAUAGAUCAGGUUCUCGGUUUAAAUGGUGGCAAUUUGCAAACGCAACCGCAUCUAUUAGAAGAAAAUGACAUAAAUAACGUGUUAAAUACUAUACAAGUUGAUGAAUUUAACGACUUCUUUACAGUUAAUAGAAAUGGCGAAUACGAACCGACGCGAGAAGAAACCGAAGAAUUGGAAAAAGCUUUAGCUGCAGUCGAUAACGACGUAAAAUCUUUAGAGAAAUUGAGUCAAUCUCAGGGAUUGUUGGAUUCGUUAUUAGACGAGAACGCUUUGAACGAAACUUUAGUACAAAUACCGGAAAUGUUCCAUAACGGUUAUGCGAGUUGCGGCGGUAAUGCGGUUGCGCAAACGUCGUCGUUUCUUCUUCCCGUCGUCGACAAUCAAUCACAUUCCUAACGAUUCCCGAGGUAAUUUAUAGUACAAUGGAGUUUUUAAUUUGGUCGUCGAUCGAUUUGUAAGGGUCGCUUCAGUCACACAGUCAAUGUUUUUAUUUUAUUAUAGAGUGUAUGUUAUGGAAUUAAUUGUUUUAGGGUAAAAAAAAAUAUUUAUUAACUUGAAUUUAUUUAAAUUUAUCUCUCUGUAUAGCAUUUUUAUUUUAGUAGUAAAAUUUUAUACGACGACA